Molecule: messenger RNA, 4866 nt
Organism: Syngnathoides biaculeatus (alligator pipefish)
Lineage: Eukaryota; Metazoa; Chordata; Actinopteri; Syngnathiformes; Syngnathidae
Gene: ppip5k1b
Product: diphosphoinositol pentakisphosphate kinase 1b
Exons: 30
Coding region: 629-4252 (1207 amino acids)
Biological process (GO): inositol metabolic process; inositol phosphate biosynthetic process
Cellular component (GO): cytosol
Molecular function (GO): 5-diphosphoinositol pentakisphosphate 1-kinase activity; inositol hexakisphosphate kinase activity; diphosphoinositol pentakisphosphate kinase activity
Source: RefSeq, a predicted model, not a curated record
GGUCGCUAGGUGGCAGCACCGCCAAGGCCCCAGCCACCAUCUCCCCCGGCGGCAAGCAGCAACCACUGGGGAGAGAGUGUUGGGGGAGCCGGAGUGGGUUGGUGGAGCUCCGCGCAGAAGGAGGAGGAGGAGGAGGGGGAAGAUGUCUCUCAGUCCGUCCGUUCGCCGGUCCUUAGCGGCUGUUGGCCGUUGACCGGACGUGAACUUCUCGCCAGCUUCCCCUCGGGUCCACUUCACCGAGGGAGGCGGGGGAGAAACAAGGAAGUGGACGCGGCGGGGACACUUUUUUUUUUUUUUAAACCCCCCCCACCCCCUCUUCUUUUUUAAAUGACCUUUUUGCCUGGGGCAAAGAACAAUGGUGCGCACUGGUGCAAUGUGAAGUCGACCUGCUGAGGAACUGCGACGUGUUGCCCUCCAGGGCCGGAACUUUUCUGUCCUGACGCAAAGAGACCGUGCCCUCGUAGAGCCCCGAGCCAGACUUUCUACAGCUUCCCGCCCUCAGUCUUGAGACUGUCGUUCACAAGAACACCAAGUUCCCGAGAAAGCUUGAACAGAUCAUCAAAACAACAACAAUCGUCUAAUCUGGAAAUCACGAUUUAACCCGGAACCCGGCCAUGUUCCACAUGUGAUGUCCGAAACGCGUGACGGACGGCGGCCGGACGCCGGUGACGGUCUGAGCCGGGGCAACGCGGACUUGGCCGCCGUGGACUCUGACGAUGACGAGUCCGACGUGCAGCCAAUGGACGUGGACGUGAAGACCGACGCGUUCCGAAAAGAAGACAUGGAGGACGAAGAUGACGAGUUGCCCUCAGAGCGACAGAUCGUGGUCGGCAUCUGCUGCAUGAUGAAGAAGUCCAAGUCCAAGCCCAUGACGCACAUCCUGGAGCGCCUCUGCAAGUUUGACUACAUCGAGGUGGUCAUCCUUCCCGAGGAAGUCAUCCUGGAGGAGCCGGUGGACAAAUGGCCGCUGUGCGACUGCCUCAUCUCCUUCCACUCCAAAGGUUUCCCACUGGACAAAGCUGUGGAAUACGCCAAGCUCAGGAAUCCAUUAGUGCUCAAUGACCUCAACAUGCAGUAUUUCAUACAGGACAGGAGGGAAGUGUACCGCAUUCUUCAAGAAGAGGGGAUUGAACUACCUCGAUAUGCCGUGCUCAACCGAGACCCCGACAAUCCUGAGGAGUGCAGUCUGGUGGAGGGGGAGGAUCACGUGGAGGUGAACCUCGAGGUGUUCCCCAAACCCUUCGUGGAGAAGCCCGUCUGCGCCGAGGACCACAACGUCUACAUCUACUACCCGACGUCGGCGGGCGGCGGCAGCCAGAGACUCUUCAGAAAGAUUGGGAGUCGUAGCAGCGUUUACUCCCCGGAGAGCAGCGUUCGGAAGACGGGGUCGUACAUCUACGAGGAGUUCAUGCCCACAGACGGCACCGACGUGAAGGUGUACACGGUGGGCCCCGACUACGCCCACGCAGAGGCCCGGAAGUCUCCCGCGCUGGACGGGAAGGUGGAGCGGGACAGCGAAGGGAAGGAGAUCCGAUACCCCGUCAUGCUCACCGCCAUGGAGAAGCUGGUCGCGCGCAAAGUCUGCCUGGCCUUCAAGCAAACAGUGUGCGGCUUUGACCUGCUCCGAGCCAACGGCCACUCGUUUGUCUGCGACGUCAACGGCUUCAGUUUCGUCAAAAACUCCAUGAAGUACUACGACGACUGUGCCAAAGUGCUGGGGAACUUGAUAAUGAGAGAGUUGGCCCCUCAGUUCCACAUUCCCUGGUCCAUCCCCAUGGAGGCCGAAGACAUCCCCAUUGUGCCAACAACCUCAGGAACUAUGAUGGAGCUGCGCUGUGUCAUCGCCAUUAUUCGCCAUGGCGACCGCACACCAAAGCAGAAAAUGAAAAUGGAGGUUCGACAUCCUUUAUUCUUCGAGUUGUUCGACAAGUGUGGAGGUUACAAGUCGGGAAAAAUAAAACUGAAAAAACCAAAACAGCUGCAGGAAGUGCUGGACAUUGCCCGUCUGCUGCUGCUCGAACUCGGUCAACAUAAUGACUGUGAAAUUGAGGAGAAGAAGUCCAAACUGGAGCAACUCAAAACCGUCCUGGAGAUGUACGGUCACUUCUCAGGUAUCAACAGGAAAGUCCAGUUGACGUACUUGCGCAACGGAAAACCUAAAGCCUCCAGUGAAGAGGAAGACUCCAAGAGGGAGGGUCCGUCUCUGCUUCUGGUCCUAAAGUGGGGCGGCGAGCUGACGCCUGCUGGCCGGGUUCAGGCAGAGGAGUUGGGCCGAGCCUUUCGCUGCAUGUACCCUGGAGGCCAAGGCGACUACGCCGGCUUCCCGGGCUGCGGCCUCCUGCGCCUGCACAGCACUUACCGCCACGACCUCAAGAUCUACGCCUCCGACGAAGGCCGGGUGCAGAUGACCGCCGCGGCGUUUGCCAAGGGCCUCCUCGCUCUCGAAGGUGAGCUGACUCCGAUCCUGGUGCAGAUGGUGAAGAGCGCAAACAUGAACGGGCUGCUCGACAGUGACAGCGACUCGUUGACGGACUGCCAACAGAAGGUGAAAGCCAGACUGCAUGAGAUCAUGCAGAAAGAUCAGGAUUUCUCACAAGAUGACUAUCAGAAGCUAGCGCCAACAGGCAGCCCGUCGCUGGUGAACUCCAUGAAAGUCAUACAGAACCCGGUCCAAACCUGCGACAAGGUCUACGCGCUCAUCCAGAGCCUCACCUCACAAAUCAGAAGACGACUGGAGGAUCCCAAGUCUUCAGAUCUACAGCUGUACCACAGCGAGACGUUGGAGUUGAUGCUGCAGCGCUGGUCCAAACUGGAGAGAGAUUUCCGCAUGAAGAGCGGACGCUACGACAUCAGUAAGGUCCCGGACAUCUAUGACUGCAUCAAAUACGACACGCAGCACAACUCCUCGCUGGACCUGGACGACACACUGGAGCUCUUCCGGCUCUCCCGCGCUCUGGCCGACAUCGUCAUACCACAGGAAUAUGGCAUCAGCAAAGCAGAGAAGCUGGACAUCGCUCAAGCGUACUGCGUCCCCCUGAUGAAGAAGAUCCAGCUGGACCUGCAGAGGACGCACGAGGACGAGGCCGUCAACAAGCUGCACCCCUUGUACUCGCGGGGGGUGAUGUCUCCGGGCCGCCACGUCCGCACCCGUCUCUACUUCACCAGCGAGAGCCACGUCCACUCCCUGCUCAGCGUCUUCCGCUACGGGGGACUCUUGGAUUAUGAAAAAGACCAGCAAUGGAAGCAGGCCAUGGACUACUUGAGUGCUGUGACAGAGCUCAACUAUAUGACUCAGAUAGUUAUUAUGCUGUACGAAGACAACAACAAGGACCCCUCUUCAGAGGAACGUUUCCACGUGGAGCUGCACUUCAGUCCUGGGGUCAAAGGCUGCGAGGAUGAAGAGAAUGUUCCACUUGGCUUCGGCUUCCGUCCGGCUUCAUCAGAGAAUCGGGACAAAAAGCCCAACCAGGGCAGCCUGGAGGAUCUCUCUCAGGACCAAACCGACCAGGCUCUUCUGGUUUCCGAGCCCAUCAACAUCCAGAGAAGGUCACCCAUGAUUCGCAACCGUAAGACUGGAUCCAUGGAGGUCCUCUCUGAGACUUUGCCCACCCUGUCGUCAAAGUGCCCCACGUCACACCGACUAUUUCCUUCGGGCUCGCGCCAGUCGCCCGACAUCAAACCAGCCGGCGGCCUAGGCUCGCACUGCUCUGGCCUCUUCAGCGCCUCCAUGCUGGGGGUGUCCUGUAGCGCCCCCAACCUGCGGGACUACGUACGCACGCACCACCAUCACCACCGAAAACCCCCCCUGUCCCCCGGCAGCCUGCCCUGCCACAUUGGCAUGUUCGAGCUGUUGUCUAUGCCGCCAGUAAAGAGAUUUUCUGUGUCGUUUGCCAGGCAUCCGACUAACGGUUUCGAAGGCUGCUCCAUGGUGCCCUCUAUCUACCCGCUGGAGACGCUGCACAACUUGCUCUCGCUCAAGCAGGUGGACGAGUUCCUCAACGCGGUGUGCGAGAGCAGCAGCGAGGCCCACGCCAAGACCAUGAAGGCGCUGUCCGGUCUCUUCGACUCUCAAAGCCAGCCGUCUCUCUACAGCCCCCAGCAGCCGCUCUCCUCGUCGGGGUCCGAAGCGUCCCUGCGACCGCCGAGCCGGCCUUGUUGGCAUGGCAGCGUUCCUUCCAGCACUGUGUCCAGCGCCGGCCCGUCGUCCCCCAUCACCGAGAACGCCGCCCUCAACUUCAGCUACAGCGAGUAAUCACACACACACACACACGUUCUUGUGUGACGCACUUUAUGAUCACUUCAUUCGUUAUCGUUGACCGCAGCAAUUAGACCGGACUCACGACAUUAGACUGAGACGUGCAGUAUUCAAACACCGGCUGUGGCUUCAGCUUUUUGUGACGUUAUUUUUUCUAAAUUGUUUUGACGGCAUUUUGUUUUUGCCAAAGUUGAAAUGUAAAGCGUUGAAAUGAUUUCAGACGAGUCGUGGAAAGCUUCUCAAAUGUCCAAAAACGAGAAUGUAGGGUAUGAUCAGGGUUUUUCUUUUGUUUUGCAUCAAACAAGACCACAUUUUUUUUUUUUUGUGUAUUAAAACGACAGCCGCCAAAGAUUACUGUUAGUACUCUGUCGAAUAAUAUGUAGAUAAGAUGAAUGUUUAGUUUUACAUGAAAAUGAAUCUUUGUACAUGUUUGAUUUGUACAACAUUGAUUAAUUUGUAUGGCGGAUUAAUAUAGAUUGUUUAUUAUUUUUUUGUGUGUGUGCACUUGUGCGUGUGUCCAAUAGUUGUGAUUGUUUUGUGUUUUUAUUGAAUUACAUCCAAAGAAAAGUCAGCCAAAGUGUUCCCGAAGCAAAUAAAAGCAAUUGACGUGC